UAAUAAAUUGAUUACAAAAUUAGUUGGAUUUAAGCGACAAAAGCGUUUAGAACUAAAAAACCGAACGUUGCUAGAAGAAAAUUUCUCAAUAAUGGAUUUGGAAGGUAAAAAUGUGGUUUACGUAGCCGAUUGUGGAGGCCUGGCUUUUGAGACCUGUAAAGUAUUAGUAUCACGUAAUAUAGCGAAACUCGCCAUUCUUCAUAGUGUCGACAAUCCUCAGGCCAUAGCCAAACUUCAGGCUUUAAAUCCUCGCACCCAAAUUUUCUUUUGGAAAUUUUCUUUUACCAUGAGCCGCUCGAAAAUGAAACGUUAUUUCGAUGAUGUUAUAACACAAAUUGAUUGUAUAGAUGUUUUGAUAAAUGGCAGCACUUUGUGCAAGGAACAAGAUGUUGAUGCCUCAAUUAAUGUGAACUUAAUCACGCCCAUUAAUAUUGUCAGUAUUGUUAUGCCUUUUAUGGAUAAGAGUAAAGAUGGUGGCCGGGGUGGUAUGAUUGUGAAUAUUAAUUCGGUGACUGGGUUGGAUCCCUCGCCCGUAUUUUGUGUUUAUAGUGCGGCCAAGUUUGGCUUGCUAGGUUUUACCAGGAGUCUAGCGCACCCAAUUUAUUACGAUAAAACUGGUGUUGCGGUAUUGGGCAUUUGUUGUGGUCCCACAAAAACUUUUGUACGUCAUACAAUGAAGGCAUUUCUUGAAUAUGGACAAGAGUAUGUGGAUAAAUUAAAAGGGGCACCAUGUCAGGAAACCGCAGUGUGUGCACGCAAUAUAGUACGAGCCAUAGAAAUGGGUUCAAAUGGACAAAUAUGGAUAGCUGACAAUGAACGUUUGGACAUUGUGAAACCACAACUCUAUUGGAAAAUGUCAAAUGAAUUGUUGGAGUAUAUGGAACGUUGAAGGAAAACAAAAGAAAACAUCUUAUAGUUUUGUGCAAAAAUAAAAAAUCUUUAUUAUGAGUUUCUUUUCAGCAAAAGGGUCAAUAAACUUUUUGCUUAAGAACA
Lucilia sericata (common green bottle fly) is the source of this 993-nucleotide messenger RNA. RefSeq names its product alcohol dehydrogenase-related 31 kDa protein-like. Gene Ontology annotation, cellular component: cytoplasm. The record is from RefSeq and is a predicted model, not a curated record. The transcript has 3 exons. Lineage: Eukaryota; Metazoa; Arthropoda; Insecta; Diptera; Calliphoridae. Gene Ontology annotation, molecular function: oxidoreductase activity, acting on the CH-OH group of donors, NAD or NADP as acceptor. The coding region runs from base 92 to 889 and encodes 265 amino acids.